AUUUGAUUUCGGGAUUACCAAUGAUGAGUGUAUCACAAAAUCGCAGACGAAGCCAAAAUCUCGUAAGAAGCAGGUGCUGUCUCUUGAACGUUUGCAUCAAUAGAACGAUAAGAUUUCGUUUGCAUGGUGAUGAAGACGAUAACGCAUAUCUUGUUAUAUAAGAGAAGCUGAAUUUAGAAAUAAAGUCGCAUAAUUAACAUAAAAGUGAAUUAGAAAUGUGGAAAAGUGCAGUUGCAAUUUUGGCUCUUUUAGCCUUAUCAGAGGCUGCCGAUUGGCAGAACGUGAAGCCAGCUUACAGAGUCAAACCUACUGUUCUCAAAAAGACUUAUAGACACACUAAUAGAAUUGUCGGAGGAACAUUCGCCACUGUCGGCCAGUUUCCUUACGUAUCCGCUAUUUUGAUCGACGGAACGAGUUUCUGCGGCGGAGUGCUAAUUUCGGACUACACCGUUCUGACUGCUGCUCAUUGCGUCAAUGGGGGGUCAACAUUCGAAAUUACCCUCGGCGCCCUAAACAUCUACGAUGAGACCGAACCAGGCAGACUAAAAAUCGUCCCAGCGAAAGUGAGGGUCCACGAGGCUUACUCCGACUUUAACUUGGCCAAUGAUGUCGCGAUUCUCGAGUUUCCGUCCCGAAUUGAAUUCACAGACACCAUCAAGCCCAUUCGCCUGCCUUCAUGGUCGCAGAAAGAUCUGCUCUUCGACGAGGAGCUUCCAGCGCGCAUCGCUGGCUGGGGCUGGACCUACGAUGGCGAGAACAGCAUCAGCAGCGAUUUGCUCUACGCCGACGUGACCACUUUGUACACAGAACUGUGCGAAAGCUACUACGGUUUGCUCUACCACUCCAGCCAGCUCUGCAUUGACACGUUCUUCGGACAAUAUGGCACUUGCGAUGGUGACGCCGGUGGUCCUCUGAUUCUGGUCGAGAAUGACGGAAACGAAACUCUGAUUGGAAUCGCCAGUUACUACGCCGACGACGGCUGUGAAGGCAUCGGCCCGCAAGGUUUUGCCCGGAUCAGCUCACAACUUGAUUGGCUUGAAGUCCACGGUGGUGUUAUCAUUAGACCGUGAUUGCUUUGCCUUUGAAUAAAAAUCCUUUUUAAUCUUC
This is a messenger RNA of Cloeon dipterum, 1107 nucleotides long. RefSeq names its product brachyurin-like. The coding region runs from base 216 to 1070 and encodes 284 amino acids. NCBI's taxonomy places the organism in Eukaryota, Metazoa, Arthropoda, Insecta, Ephemeroptera, Baetidae. The transcript is spliced from 6 exons. The record is from RefSeq and is a predicted model, not a curated record. Gene Ontology annotation, molecular function: serine-type endopeptidase activity. Gene Ontology annotation, biological process: proteolysis.